AUGGAAGAAGCAUUAAAAAGAAGCAAUCUUUCCAGAACGGAUUAUUUUAUCUUUGCUGGUGUUUCUGACUUUCCAGAGAUGCAGGCACUGGUAUUUGUUCUUGUUUUGCUAGUAUAUCUAAUAACCCUUGGGGGCAACGUUAUCAUCUUAUUCUUAAUUUUUCUGGAUCCUGCGCUACACAGGCCAAUGUACUUUUUCCUUUCCAAUCUCUCUUGCCUAGACAUUAUGUACACCACUGUAACACUCCAUAGAAUUUUAUUAAUGCUAAUAUCAGGCAAUAAUGUUAUUUCUUUUUCAGAAUGUAUUGCGCAGUUGUAUUUUUUUAUGUCCUUAGUAGGUAUUGAGUUACUAAUACUAACAGCAAUGAGUUAUGAUCGCUAUGUGGCCAUCUGCAACCCCCUCCGUUAUCACACGGUGAUGAACUAUAAGAUCUGCCUAUUGAUGGCUUCCUCUUGUUGGGUCUUGGGCUUUUGUGACACUGUACCAUUUACUUAUAUCGUUUAUGGAUUCUCAUGCUAUGAAUCAAACAUUAUCAAACAUUUCUUUUGUGAUCUCCUGGCACUUAUGAAGCUCACUUGUAAUGACACAUCCCAUUUGGAGCAUGUUAUACUUCUAGAAGCUGCAUUCUCAGGUCUCACACCCUUCCUGAUCACAAUAAUCUCGUAUAUUUAUAUUAUCUGCACAAUAUUAAGGAUGCAGACAAAAAGUGGAAGACACAAGGCCUUCUAUACUUGUUCUUCACACCUGACUGUUGUCCUACUCUUUUACACAACACUUUCAUGUUUGUAUCUCAGACCCAUGUCCAUGUUCUCAGAUUCAGAUAAGCUUUUUGCUCUUGUUUACACAGCAGUUGUGCCCAUGUUAAACCCGCUAAUUUAUAGUUUGAAAAAUAAGGAUGUGAAGCUUGCACUAAAGCGUGUAUUAAAACAGUAA
Messenger RNA from Xenopus laevis (African clawed frog), 933 nucleotides. Its product is annotated as olfactory receptor 5V1. Lineage: Eukaryota; Metazoa; Chordata; Amphibia; Anura; Pipidae. The transcript has a single exon. Bases 1 to 933 code for a protein of 310 amino acids. The record is from RefSeq and is a predicted model, not a curated record.